ACUCUGGGUAAAUGUUACUGGUGAGUAAGAGAUCACACUGGACACAACAUGUUAACAGUAAAGCUGGGUGAAUCUUCUCCAGUGUCUCUGAUCAUCAGACCGAGCAGAACUCAACACUUUACUGCUGACUCUCUCUCACUGAGCUGUGGGGACCAGAGUGACUCUACUGGAUGGACAGUGAGAGGAUACACACAAAGUGAGACAUCGUCCGAUUGUUCAUCAGUUUCAGGAUCUACAUGUAACAUCAGCUCCCUCUCUACAUCACACACUGGAGUUUACUGGUGUCAGUCUGUAUCUGGAGGACGCAGUAAUUCUGUUAACAUCACAGUGCACAAUGGUGACGUGAUCCUGGACAGUCCUGUCCAUCCUGUGACUGAGGGACAACCUCUGAUUUUACGCUGUUUAAAUCGCUCAAAGCUCUCAGAGUCUCGUGUUUAUUUUUAUAAAAAUGAUUCCAUCCUCCAGAAGCAGACAACAGGAGAGAUGAUCAUCAGUAGUGUCUCAAAGUCAGAUGAAGGUUUCUACCACUGUAAACACUCAGAGAGAGGAGAGUCACCGAAAAGCUGGGUUUCAGUCAGAAAUGGAAAAGCUCCAACAUCUGUACUGAAGCUCCUCAGCAGUGUAGCAACAGCCUCCCUGUAUGUGCUGGUGACCAUCAUUCUGGCAGUGAAAUGUUACAGAGCUCGAGCUGAACCCGAUGAGGACAACAGACCAUACAGAGUGAUAGAAGCUGAAACGUCUUUCUGAGUCUCAGGUUAUAACAUUAUCUAAAACGUCCGUCUUUUAAAUAACAGCAGGUUCCAGUGCAACAGAGAACACAUACAUACAUGUCAUGAUGUAGUAAUGACUGGUUGUGAGGCUUUAAUUUCUCUAAAAGUGUUAAGGAUUUUUUAUUGAGUGAUUUCAUUACUUGAUAUACUGUAUUUUUACCGUUUUUUUCUAGCUAUGUGGUAUAGUUUGUUUUAAUUGAAUAAUAAUUUUAAGAAUAUAGACAGCAUUUACACAAUGUAGCAUUUAUAUAAUUGAAUAAAGCUCCCCCCCCCCCCCAUUUUUAAGUACUGUAAAUACUUGGGCAAAAGAGUUUUGUUAAAAGAUUUUUUGAAUGUGACUGAAUUUUGAUUCAGUGUUUUACCUCAUUUUGUUUUUGCCUGCAUCUGUUUUUGUUGAUCACCUUACACUUUCCUGUUUGUUGACUUUGAUUCCAUAUUAAGUUUUGUACAUUUUGCUUGAGCUGUUCCUAAUAAACCGACCACUGCAACUUGCAUCCUCUCUGACUCUGCCUUCUUAUGUGGCACAAAUAAUUUGUGAUUGU
Molecule: messenger RNA, 1312 nt
Organism: Tachysurus fulvidraco (yellow catfish)
Lineage: Eukaryota; Metazoa; Chordata; Actinopteri; Siluriformes; Bagridae
Product: high affinity immunoglobulin gamma Fc receptor I-like
Exons: 5
Coding region: 49-747 (232 amino acids)
Biological process (GO): cell surface receptor signaling pathway
Molecular function (GO): transmembrane signaling receptor activity
Source: RefSeq, a predicted model, not a curated record